AUGGCGCUCCUCGGUCGCCUCGAGCUCGACCAGAUUGAGCAACAAUUGAACAGCUUCAAGUUGACGGAACUGCAGCCUCUGAUUGCCGAAUUGGGCGGUGCGAAGUUUGGAAAAAAAGGCGAGCUGAUCACGCGGAUCAUGGCCUUCGUAAGGGAUCCGGUGCGGCAGCAGCGUUCUAUGCAAUUGGUCAGAAGCUACCAGAACAGGUCGAUGCGCCCGGGGCCGCCGGUAGCUAUGGGUAAUCGAUACGGUGGCUAUAGCAUGCCUGGAUUUUCCGGCGGCGCCUACCAAGGUUAUGCGGGGCACGCUGCGAUGCAACGAGCCGGAGGGACGGUGAAGUACCUCCAAAACUUUCAAGCCGUGUCAUUGCCGUUCUUCGAUGUCGUGGAGCGUCUUCUGCCUGCCGUCGAAUUGUCUGCAUGCUCGCCUGUUCACCAGAAAAUCAGCACAACGCAAGCCGCGGCAUUCACCAUCCCUCAAAAUUACGCUCAAUCGCUCUCGUACAGAGGAAUCGAUACAUAUCCGCUGCCUCGUCAUGAAGUCCAAAUGAGGUUUUUCCUGCUCAAUGAAAACUGGCAGAACAACCCUCAAAACGACGAGUUUCCACUGAAUUGCUCUGUUCGCGUCAACGACUUCAACGUUCCUCUUCCGCCCAUCAUUCCGAGCAACCGGCAGAAUCAAGAGCCAAAACGUCCAUCGCGGCCACUCAACAUUACACCGGCAAUCCAGCAAACCGGUCACAUCCAUCAAACACCAUAUCAAGUAAGGGUGGAAUGGCUGGCCGAUAAGCGCGUCUGGGCCUUUGAGGUCAAUUUGGUGUAUCGUGUAAAUUCAAAGAUUUUGAUCGAGCGCUUGACGAAUGACUCGGCACGCUUGCAGGCCGCUGAAUCUACUAAACAGGUGAUCAUCCGGCGUCUGUCCAACGGUGACGACGAUGUUUGUCUGACUACCAUGAAGGCCAGCAUCAAGUGUCCGCUAACGCGUACAAGAUUGAGGACGCCAGUGCGUUGCCGCGACUGCGAUCAUCUUCAGUGCUUUGACCUGGAGAAUUACAUCCAGAUGAACGAGAAGAAGCCGACGUGGAAAUGUCCGGUCUGCCCGCGCCUGGCUCCCUUUUCACGGCUCAUUGUGGAUGGUUAUUUCGUGGAUGUGUUGAAGGAGACUAGGAACGAGGUGGAAGAGGUAGAGUUGCUGAGUGACGGUGGCUGGAAAGUGCUUAGCGAGAGCGUGGCCGAGGAAUUGUCGGACGACGAUGAUGAUGACAGCUUUCACCUCGCCAGCAAUUCCGAAGCUAAAACCGUGCGGGAUUCGACGGACUCGGCGCCGCCGCCAAAUAAGAAGGCUAAAGCUAUGGACGAAAUCAUCACCUUGGAAGAUUCGGAUGAAGAUGACGAUCUUGUGCGUGCCACUCAAGCGUCGCUUGAAACGGCUACUGCUGCCCCUCGCGUCGAGAAGCCGGCAGCCGCGCCGGUUUCUGCGUCGCCGAGCGUAUCAUCUCCAAGCGAACCUACCUCGUCGUCUUCGGUGAUAGCUGCUGCACCGCCACCCACCACGCCAACUCGCAAGGAGAUUGAGAUCAUCACCCUCGACGACACCCCGCCAAGGUCUGCAGCCAAUCGGGUUUCCCCGGGCCUUCGUUCACAGAGCACAGAUCACUCCGCCGCCGGCUCCUCCAACCCUCAGACCCCGGCCACAAACGACAUCAAGGGGGCACCGGCCUCUGUCAGCACAAGCUCACCGUAUUCCCCAGCGGCAGGAACUCCCAACCCACCCGGGGCUUUUUUCGCGCCAUAUCAACCGUUCGCGGUCCAGGGUUUUCAGGAUAACGUCUACGACGAGCGGGUGCAGCUAGCAAAUGUACGCAGGAUCAUGAGCGGCGGCGAGCCGUCGAUGUACAACGCGGGUGGCCCGGCACUGCAUGAUCCCAAUCAGGCUGCCUACGCACAAGCAAUGGCUCAAAUGAGCAACAACCGCCCGCCAGCCAUGGGUCCGAUGGCGCACUGGGCUCAAUUCUACUCGACGGGUAAUGGGCGUGGGCAGCUGCCGAAUGGAACCCAUCCCCCAAUCGGUCCCCCCUACCCUGGAUACCACGGCUACAACAACGGGUUGAUUCCGGUGAAUGGAAUGAUGACGGGCAUCGACGCG
Mesorhabditis spiculigera is the source of this 2145-nucleotide messenger RNA. NCBI's taxonomy places the organism in Eukaryota, Metazoa, Nematoda, Chromadorea, Rhabditida, Rhabditidae. The record is from the annotation of a GenBank genome assembly.